UUUUUUUUUUUUUAAAGAGGAAAGAGAAUUCUGUGUAAUAGCUGAAUCUGUCUCUCCUGAACCCAACUCCUUUGGCUUAGCAUCUUGUGCAACGACUGUAUGUAAAGAUUAAGCUCAUGAACUGCUUCUAGACUUCUCGUCUACGUAGCCUCCACGUUAAGCUGAGCCGGUUCGUUCGCAUAAACUCCAUUCAUCAACAGGCCAGACUCACACUCUCACAGAGACACCAGGCGGAUGAGGGACGUAAAGACUCUUCAAGUUUCCUUUAGCAGGUGGUUGCUUAGCCCCAAAGGCUUGGUUAGUAGAGUUCAUCAGCCAUUCCUCUUGGGAACUCUUGGCUGCAGCUUCACGCCUUUACUUGCCAGAAAUGGGGUUGACAACGUGCUACCGUCCCCCUGUGCACCUUUCCUGGCCACAAGUGGUCCGGGUUAGGCAAGAGAACCUUUAGGUUAGGCACUUCAUGCCGAAGUUUUGUGCAAGUUCAAGUUCCAACAAGAGCACACAACAGCUUCAUCUUAUGCUUCACCAAUGAUCCAGGUACAGAGAACAAGGUCCAACAACUAAUGGUUCCUGUUAUUUAGCAAUGGUUGGCCAUUGAAGAACUGAUAUACAGUAGGAAGGAAGACCAAAUAUAUUCCUCCGUUGCACAAAACUUCAAUAGGCCACCAGAAAUUGCCGGUGAACCAGCAAUGCACUAUGGCGACUCCUUUUCAGCUCAAGUUAGAUAUGCAAUCAAGAACAGGAUACACAGUGUACCUUUUCUUGAGAUUCACACCUCAGAAGUCAAGAAUUCUGAGAUUCAGCAGCUUCAGUCACAGCAUGACUGAUUGCAUGAAAGGGACCUUCAUAUGAAGGAAAACAUGUCAACAACAACAAAUGGGCAUAAUGCAAACAGCGGCCAAAAUAAAUAAAAAUCUCAGCAUAAGGAGCACACAAUGAGAACAUGUAAAGAUAUAUAAAAUUGUAAGCGCAACAGAAAAAAAAAAUCACUGCACGUCUGCCAGUCAUGCUCAAGGGACCAAUACUAGAAAGGGACGAACCCUCAUAAAGCUUAGAAUAAUAUAAGCAGAAAGAUGGGCAUCAACAAUUUGACACUAACAAGAUGUGAAGCUUCCCGUAUACUGUUCACUAUGCCAUCCCUCUCAUGCUUGAUUUGGCAGUUUUCCUUGUAUAGGUUACAUCUUGAUCAGCCAUACUUCUGCCAAUUAUGCAUUAACGUGCAAGAAAGACCUGGUUGCCUAUAUCCACAUCCUUCAUCCAAACUUUUUCUCCCUGCUGACCGCCCAACACGUGUCAGCUCGCAUCUUAAUCCACAUGUUAGCUUCUUCUCAUUGUGUACGCAAUGCUUUCACCAAUCCAGACAUUGCAAAAUUUCCUGACAGAUUGUUAAUUGCUGAACAAAAUAUAUUCAUACAAUGAUGCAAUGAGAUUCAACAAUAGCCAUGGAUAAAACUCAAGACAGAAAAAUAAAAGCAUAAUUAAUGGUCGCUUCGGAUUAUGAUUGCUAGUAGAAUACAGGUGCAUGUACCCAGAGGCCAAGUACUUUUCCAGGUACAUGGAUAACACAACGCAAAUUCUUCCGGAAGCGCAAACUAAUAUCCUACCUUCUAGUCAAAUAUUAACUUGGCGCUACGCUUGCAUGGUCCUCACAGACAUAGUCACUACUCAAUUCACCCACCUGCAGGAAAGAUCAUUGGAAAAUGGUACACUGGACCCUAGAUUUGUACUAAGUUCAGGUAACACAUAUAAUAGUUUGAGCUAAAGGAAACGAAAAAGUGGUGCAUUCCAUAAUCUGCAUUAGAAUGUACAUCAGAAACGCCCACGAAGAAAACCGCAUAAAAAUGGACAUUGCUUGAGCAAAAACUUCUGAGAACUAUCACCAAUGAUGAUGCUUCAGGAAAGUUGGAGAAAGUCUAUUCAACCAGACCAGGCUUUCAGGAAUCACUUUAUGUGGAGAGAGGGCCUGCAGUGAUUCCAUUGUAAAGAAACUCUUGAACCACCACACCUACUGCAUCCUCCUCCUUGCUUCUUAGCUUAGCUUACCAUCUUCUCUAAACAACCGUCCUCUGCCGCCAAUAUAAGUACUCACCUGCUGGCCACACAAGAUGCUAGAAGCCAGGUAGACACUGAAACAGGAGUUUGGGCAGAGUAAUAGGGCCACUUCUCUUAGGUCUGUGAGCAGUCAAGCGAAAUGGACAACAGCAUGCCUGUAGUCAGUAAGAUGUAUUGCUCAAGUACUCCUGCAGCGCUGAUGAUCAGGAGAAGACCCAUGGUAGUGAACGGCGGUGGUUUUGUUGUUACUGACUUUAGUCAUACUGUUGUUUUCAUUGUGGAUGGUUGUGGUAUACUUGGAUCUAAGGGAGAGCUCAUGGUGAAAGACAGUGAUGGAGAACAGAUACUAUUCAUUUCUAGAAAGGGAGGAAUCGUACAGGUUCUAAGCACGCGGAACAAAUGGAAUGGGUACUCAAUGGAUUACCAAGGGAAAAACAAGUUGGUCUUUAGCCUAACUGAUCCCAAAUCAUGCAUAGCAAAAGGUGCACCGGUUAGAAUUCACAUUGAACCAAAGAGGCACUGCAAUAAUUGGGAUUUCGAGGUCUGUGGAUCUUUUGCAGAUAGGAACUGCACAAUAAUUGAUUGCACUGGAAAAAUAGUGGCGCAGAUGGGGAAGAAAGAGCUGAUAGAAAGUAAUGACUUCUACCACGUGACAGUGCAGUCAGGAUGUGACCAGGCUUUUAUCAUUGGGGUGAUGGCAGUUCUUGACAACAUCCAUGGAGAAUCCACCAGAUGUUAAUAAAAUGAAUGGGUGAAUUUGCUCACUUACAACACCUACUUUAUUCUUGAAGUAGAGGUCAAAUGAAUGUAUGUCCACUGACAAGUGACAACAUCCCACUGUACAGGGGCGUACCCACGUUGUGCUACCCGGGUGCACAGGACACCGGGUGCAAACUGUUUUCUUUGUAAGUUUGAUGCAAAAUAUAGUGCGUGACACCCCAUCUUUAAAUGAAAUUUAUGAGUGAUCAUAUGCUAGGACA
Messenger RNA from Hordeum vulgare subsp. vulgare (domesticated barley), 3032 nucleotides. Its product is annotated as protein LURP-one-related 6-like. NCBI's taxonomy places the organism in Eukaryota, Viridiplantae, Streptophyta, Magnoliopsida, Poales, Poaceae. The record is from RefSeq and is a predicted model, not a curated record. The transcript has 3 exons. The coding region runs from base 2192 to 2791 and encodes 199 amino acids.